AUGAUCCUACCUCAUUUCAGAUUUUCGCUGCCGCAUGGACGGAUGGACAACUUUAACAUUAUCGAUUUCAUCAGUAAACGAGACGUCGGCGUCGUGAAGGAAGUCGAUGUCGUUGAUCUGACCGCAGAAGUUGUCGCCAGCACUUCCGGAGAAACUGAGGAACCCGAGAUUGUUUUUGAGAAAGUCACGGCCCAUCGGCAAACGAUUAGGACAACUUUUCCGCUGGUCCCUGAGGUUGCCUCUACGAGCAAUGCAAGAUCCGCCUCCUUACCGGACUUGUCAGGCAUCGUAUGGCCAAACGGGCAUUGUGAUAUUACUCCCUGCAAAACAUCGCCCGUCGAAAGUGGUCAUAAAUUGGAGAGCAGACACACAUUUCCCAAAAAAAGACAAGCCGGGGCGCACCACCACUUUACGCACGACAGGAUUACGGCAAGGGCGUCUUUGGCGCAAAAACUUUUAAUUUCAGUAGACGAGGUGCCGUGUCUCAAUGCGGAACUUACAGAGAGCGGCCCUCUAGAAUAUGCCGUCGCUUAUCCUCCGACCCGGCACGGCGUGAUGGCUAGUGUCGAUCAAUUGACUGUCUCGACAAGGGCCAAAUUUGGCGAAGAGAUGCGACAGUUUGAAUUUGUCGGGCCGCCGCCUUCCGACAAAGAGUUUGAGCGGUUACGAGUUUGUUCCUACAACGUCCUCUGCCAGUCGACGGCCGCCAGAACGAUGUACUUGUAUAGGCACUUGAAAAGUGACCCGAGGGCAAUUAGCUGGGAAUCUCGGUGGCCUCUGCUUGCGCAAGAAUUCGAGAUGUUAGGCGCCGAUGUCUAUGGACUGCAAGAGGUUGACUCGAAUCACCUGCAACAAUAUGAGGAUUAUUUUAAAGCCAAAGGUUAUUUGACUUACUUCAAGAAACGGACAGCCGACGAAUUUCCCGAUGGUUGUUUGUUGGCUUUCAAACAGGACCGCUUUAGGGUGGAGCACUACGAAGAAGUGGAAUAUUUCGUGAGCUCGCGUGCGAUUUUGGAUAAGCACCAAGUUGGUCAAGUAUGCGUGGUUCGCGAUCUGAAGACGCGGCAUCGCCUCUGUUUCGCCAACACCCACCUGCUGUUCAACGAAAAGCGGGGUGACAUCAAGCUGCUGCAACUGAUGAUGCUGUUUGCGACGAUCAAUAAAAUCAAGAAGCUGUCCUGGGAGCCAACGCCGCUUUUCAUCAUGGGUGACAUGAACAUGCAGCCGUUUUCUCCGUUGUAUCGGUUUAUCACACAGGCCAGACUUGCACUCGGUGACUCGCCCAGACACACAUUGUCCGGACAGACCACUUCCUCGAAUCCGGUCGCUGUCGGUUAUCCGCUAAUCCCAGAAUUCCUAAAGCUAGCGCGCAACUCGAUGUUCUACUCGACGAAGCCAAUGCCGGCCCCAAGUCCGUGCGACGACGUAUUUACGCACCUAUUAGAUGGUCUGGCCUCGGUGUACUGCCACGCUCAUUCCGGCUCUCUGCCCAACGCCGAGGUAUCGACGUUCCACUCGGGUGUCGCAAACCCGGAUUUCAUCUUCUUUUCGAUCAAGGGCUAUCGCAGAACGGAAAAGGGAGUGUUAAUCGACCCGUUGGAUGACGUGCGGUUAAUUACACGACUUACAUUGCCUACUGAAGCCAUGCUACGGAGGACCCUUGGCUGUUGGCCGAACACGUCGGUCCCGUCCGACCACAUCCCGCUACUCGCCGACUUUGCGUUGCGCAAGGGCGGCCUCCACUACUUU
This is a messenger RNA of Mesorhabditis spiculigera, 1749 nucleotides long. The record is from the annotation of a GenBank genome assembly. Lineage: Eukaryota; Metazoa; Nematoda; Chromadorea; Rhabditida; Rhabditidae.